This is a messenger RNA of Silurus meridionalis, 1183 nucleotides long. RefSeq names its product claudin-like protein ZF-A89. The transcript has a single exon. Gene Ontology annotation, molecular function: structural molecule activity. Gene Ontology annotation, cellular component: plasma membrane; bicellular tight junction. The record is from RefSeq and is a predicted model, not a curated record. Gene Ontology annotation, biological process: bicellular tight junction assembly; cell adhesion. Lineage: Eukaryota; Metazoa; Chordata; Actinopteri; Siluriformes; Siluridae. Bases 89 to 712 code for a protein of 207 amino acids.
ACAGUCUCUAAUACGGCUCCUGGGACGAGACUACACAUAUAUUUGGACUCCUUUUUGCUUGAACGCAGAAAAAAAAAAGCGAGGAACCAUGGUAUCUGCCGGGCUACAGAUGCUGGGCACAGCCCUGGCCAUCAUUGGCUGGAUCAUGACCAUCGUGAUUUGUGCACUUCCCAUGUGGAAGGUCACAGCUUUCAUUGGGAACAACAUUGUGACGGCGCAGAUCACCUGGGAAGGCAUCUGGAUGUCUUGCGUGGUGCAAAGCACCGGGCAGAUGCAGUGCAAGGUCUACGACUCUAUGUUGGCUCUCAGCUCAGACCUGCAGGCCGCCCGGGCACUUUGCGUCAUUUCUGUUCUGCUCGGUAUCAUCGGGAUUCUCCUGGCCAUCGGUGGAGGCAAGUGCACCAACUGUGUGGAGGACGAGAGCGCUAAAGCAAAGGUGGGCAUCGCUGCUGGAGUUACCUUCAUCAUCUCAGGUGUCCUGUGUCUGAUUCCCGUCUGCUGGACGGCCAACACCAUUAUCAGGGACUUCUACAGCCCCUUAGUAAUGAGUUCACAGAAAUAUGAGAUUGGAGCUUCUCUGUACAUCGGCUGGGCCGCUGCUGCUCUGUUGCUCAUCGGAGGAGGCUUGCUCUGCUGCAACUGUCCACCCAAAGACAACUACAGCGCAAAGUAUUCAGCUCCCAAAUCAGCAGGAUCUAAAGGCUAUGUGUGAUCUUUUCAAAAGACACUUUAACUCUUGGACUUGAUUCUUAUGAUAUGCUGUAUUUUUGCCAGCUGAUAUAGAUGGUGUUUUUUUUUGUCUUGUGUAUUAUUAGCUGCUCAGCAUUCAUGACUGUACAAAGAUGUAAAAUUACAAGCAGAAGCAGAACAAUGUCAUGAAAAAAAAAGCAGUUUCUGUAAAAGUUGGGUGUGACCCAUUUUUUUUUUUUUUUUUUUUUUGGAUUGUUUGUUAAUAACCAAGAGCUUGAAUAUACUGCAAUGCUCUGAAAUAUAUAUUAAUUCAUUUACAUAUUUACUUGUUGAUCUGAAUUCAAGAAUGUACAGUAAAUUCUACAUUUUAAGGUUUACAUUUCAGUUACAUUCUAUGUCUUAGAAUUUAAUGCUAUGGUUCACUCCUUUUUGAUGGUUGCUGUGACAAAACAUUUAUACACUACAAAUAAACUUUUUUUAAUAAUAAAAAAAA